GGACUGAAAGAGCUGUCCCCGCUCCCCCUGAAUCUCAAACGGCUCUACAAAGAGACACUGGAAAUUGAACCCAUCUUGAUAAUUAUCUCCCCGGGUGCCGACCCUUCUCAGGAACUUCAGGAGCUCGCCAACGCGGAGAGAAGUGGAGAGUGCUAUCACCAGGUUGCUAUGGGUCAGGGUCAAGCUGAUUUAGCAAUUCAGAUGCUGAAAGAAUGUGCCCGCAAUGGGGACUGGCUGUGUUUGAAGAACUUACAUCUGGUGGUGUCUUGGCUGCCAGUUCUGGAAAAGGAAUUGAACACUCUGCAGCCUAAAGAUACCUUUCGUCUGUGGCUCACUGCAGAAGUCCAUCCCCACUUCACCCCUAUCUUACUACAGUCAAGUCUGAAGAUCACCUACGAGUCACCUCCAGGUUUGAAGAAGAAUUUAAUGCGUACUUACGAAUCUUGGACUCCUGAGCAAAUCAGCAAAAAAGAUAACAUACAUCGAGCUCACACUCUCUUUAGUUUUGCAUGGUUUCAUGCUGCAUGUCAAGAAAGAAGAAAUUAUAUUCCACAGGGUUGGACCAAGUUUUAUGAGUUUUCUUUAUCAGAUCUUCGGGCUGGGUACAGCAUUAUUGACAGGCUCUUUGAUGGUACCAAAGAUGUGCAGUGGGAAUUUUUACAUGGUUUACUUGAAAAUGCUGUUUAUGGUGGACGCAUAGAUAACUAUUUUGACCUUAGAGUUCUUCAGUCAUAUCUGAAACAGUUUUUUAAUUCUUCAAUAACUGAUGUUUUAAACCAAAGGAAUAAGAAAAGUGUUUUUCCGUAUUCCUUAUCUCUACCAAAAUCCUGCAGCAUUCUGGACUAUCGUGCUGUGAUCGACAAGCUUCCGGAGGAUGACAGACCGAGUUUCUUUGGUCUUCCUGCCAAUGUAGCUCGCUCGUCGCAGCGCAUGAUCAGUUCUCAGGUGAUUUCGCAGUUGAGGAUCUUGGGCAGAUCAGCAGCAGCUGGUUGCAAAUUUGAUAGAGAAAUCUGGUCUAAUGAGUUGUCCCCUGUCCUCAAUCUCUGGAAGAAACUAAACCAGAUGGGUGGCUUGUUACUGGAAGGCUGCAGUUUUGAUGGAAGCCGGCUCUCGGAAAAUCACCACGAUUCUCCCAGUGUAUCGCCCAUUCUCCCUUGCUGUGUGGGCUGGAUUCCCCAGGUAAUGCAGCGCCGCCUUUGGGAUAAGAUAGUCUUGGGCCUUGGCAUUUUGUUUACUUUCUAA
Messenger RNA from Leptonychotes weddellii (Weddell seal), 1242 nucleotides. The record is from RefSeq and is a predicted model, not a curated record. NCBI's taxonomy places the organism in Eukaryota, Metazoa, Chordata, Mammalia, Carnivora, Phocidae.